Molecule: messenger RNA, 1443 nt
Organism: Limulus polyphemus (Atlantic horseshoe crab)
Lineage: Eukaryota; Metazoa; Arthropoda; Merostomata; Xiphosura; Limulidae
Product: mitochondrial enolase superfamily member 1-like
Exons: 13
Biological process (GO): amino acid catabolic process; carbohydrate catabolic process
Molecular function (GO): magnesium ion binding; hydro-lyase activity
Source: RefSeq, a predicted model, not a curated record
AAUGACUGCAGUCAAAUUUUUUAUAUUUCAGUCAUUGAAGCAGUUAAAUCCUUGUCACCUAUGGUAGUUGGUAGGAAUUUGGAUGAAAUUUUCAAUAACUUUGCUGGAUUUUGGAGAGAGCUUACUAGUGACACACAGCUAAGAUGGAUUGGACCAGAAAAGGGGGUGAUUCAUCUAGCCACUGCAGCCAUUGUGAAUGCUCUCUGGGACCUGUGGGCCAAAAAGGAAUGCAAGCCACUCUGGAAGUUGCUUGUUGAUAUGGAUCCCAAAAAAUUAGUAUCGACUAUUGAUUUCAGAUACAUGUCAGAUCUACUAACAAAAGAAGAAGCGAUAGAAAUUUUAGGAAGAAAUGAGCCAUUAAAAAUGUUAAAUGAACAUAAAGUUUUGCAGUCAGGAAUUCGAGCUUACACAACUGGUUUUGGAUGGAUUGGAUUUGAUGACAAUAAGAUUCGUAAGCUGUGUAAAGAAAAUCUAAGUGCAGGUUUUACUAGCUUCAAGUUGAAGGUAGGUUCAGAUCUAGAGCAGGACAAAAGGAGAUUAGGCUUAGUCAGGGAAGAAAUUGGACCUGAAAAUAAAUUGAUGGUGGAUGCUAAUCAAUGCUGGGAAGUUCCAGAAGCUAUUGAUUGGAUGAAGGAAUUAGCAGAGUAUAAACCAUUGUGGAUUGAAGAACCCACUAGCCCUGAUGAUAUUCUUGGUCAUGCUACUAUUGCAAAGGAAUUGAAUCCUCUUGGCAUUGGAGUUGCCACUGGAGAACACUGUCAUAACAGAGUAAUGUUCAAACAAUUUCUGAAAAGUGGAGGGAUGCAGUUUUGUCAGAUUGACUGUUGUCGGCUUGGAGGCGUGAAUGAAGUACUCGCAGUGUACUUGAUGGCUGCUAAACUUGGAAUUCCAGUUUGCCCCCAUUCUGGAGGUGUGGGGUUGUGUGAACUUGUUCAACAUGUAGCUACUUGGAAUGCUAUAGCAGUGAAUCCUGGAGACACAGUAAGUGUAGUGGAGUAUAUUGAUCAUUUGCAUGAACACUUUAAACACCCCAUCUUGGUGAUAGGAGGACGAUACAUGAUACCCCAAAGCCCAGGAUAUAGCAGUGAAAUGAAAGAAUCCUCACUCCUGGCCUACGAGUACCCAAGUGGGACCAAAUGGAAAGAGUUGUUUCAUUCUGGAAAGUACAGGAAAUUUUCAGUACCACAGUGGGUGGAAAACAAGUGCUUUCCACAAAAUUAAGAACAAUAGUUCAAAAAUCUGCUCAAUUGUUACCCAUGUUUCUGAUGCUGAGGGAUGGACGAUUUAUUUUGUAUUUUUUGAAUGUCAAUUUUCACUUACAAAUCUUGAUGCUUUUUAAGGGACAGAUUUUAUUUUUUUUGUAAGAAUAUCAUCUAUUGUGAAGGAAUAUGAAGAAUUCCAACUUGAUUCUUAGAGUGAAUAAAAAUCAUUGCUUGAAACUUC